This is a messenger RNA of Diachasmimorpha longicaudata, 2077 nucleotides long. It is a transcript of the gene Rsf1, whose product is annotated as RNA-binding protein Rsf1-like. The record is from RefSeq and is a predicted model, not a curated record. Gene Ontology annotation, cellular component: nuclear speck. Gene Ontology annotation, molecular function: mRNA binding. The coding region runs from base 251 to 856 and encodes 201 amino acids. The transcript is spliced from 3 exons. Gene Ontology annotation, biological process: mRNA splicing, via spliceosome. Lineage: Eukaryota; Metazoa; Arthropoda; Insecta; Hymenoptera; Braconidae.
UACGUUCCCAUCGGCGUCUGGGUUUGAGGUGACAAAGCUUCGGACUCUCGGCAUCUGUGGCAUAGUCUGUGAGCCCCGGUCUGGCUCACAAAUCUUUCCUAUUGAUUCAUAUUUGUCGGUACGUUUUGAUUAUAAUUAAAAUUAACCUUCGCUUCUUGAAGCAAACGAGGGACGAUAACUAGGAGAGCCUCUUCAACAAGAAGAACAUCGGCAAUCAUUUUUCAGGAGGAAAAAUAAUCGACGAUUCAGGAUGACACCCGAGGGAUACACAAGGGUGUACGUAGGUGGUCUCAACGAGACUAUAAAGAAGGAGGAUCUACAAAUGGAAUUCGAGAAAUUCGGAAAACUCAACAAAGUGUGGGUGGCAUUCAAUCCACCGGGUUUUGCAUUCAUCGAAUUUUUAUCUCUGGAUGAGGCUGAAUUAGCCUGUAACAAUAUGAAUGGUACAGAGAUAAUGGGUGCCAAAUUGAGGGUUGAGAUAUCGAGGGGACGCGGCAGAGGUGGUAGCCGAAGUGGUGGAAGUGGUUUUAGGGGCGGUAGUAGGGGUGGUAGCAGGGGUUUUGGACGUGGAGGUGGUGGUUAUCGUGGUAGCGGUGGAUACGGUGAUCAAGGGGGCGGUUAUCAGAGUGGUGGACGCGGUGGUAGAGGCAGGGGACGCUACGGUGAUAGCUAUUCAUCGGGGAGAAGCUCAAGUGGUUACGUAUCGCGUGAUUCCUAUGGACAGGAUGGUUAUGGCUCGUCAUCUGGUAAUUCUGGAUCAAACUACUACUCUGGAAAGGAUUCGGGGACAUCGAGAUACCGAAGUCGUUCACCGGCCGGACGUGGCAGUCAUCGUCAUCUUCGUGAAUGCACAUAAAGAAACUUCGCUACGUUGCCAAUCAGAAUCUGCGGGACAAUUCAGCUAUUUCCGCCUCAUCGAACUACGUACUCUGUCCAAUCUACGCAUCGACGUGUACAUAACAAGAAAUUUUACUGUAAAACAAGAAAACAUGAUAAUUGAAAAAAAUAACCAUUACCGAAACAACAAUUGUGCUAUGAAUUUAUGUUUCGUUUAUAAUAGUUUAUUUUCCAUGAACCGGUUUCUCAAAUUCAUGGUCUCCAACUUUUCAUCAAUUGUCACAUUUUAUAUUUGUUUUUUUUUUCGGAUUCUAUUUAGUGAGAUUUGUUUUCAAGUAUAUCGGGAAUGCGAAGAUUAUUCUGAUGAGUCAAUCGCGAAGUUAAGACUGAUAAUGAGUAAAGCGGUCGCGAUUAUUUGUAGUUACGCGUAAUUUCAAUGAUAAUAUGGUAAUAAUAAAUCAGUAGGGGAGUAGGGUAAUGCAACAGAACGAGUUGAUUUCCAUAUUUUCUUUGAUGUUUAUUUAUAUCUGAUGACUGAUCAAGGAAACAUUUCAAUAAUUUUUUUAUUACGAGAGGGAAAGCCUUUCCUUAAAAAAUAUCUUUUACUUUUUCUUCUUAUCACCCAUUGUUACAAUGAAUUCACAAGGAUUUACACACAAUGGAAUAAAAUUUGCAUCUGGAAAGCAUUCGUUGACGUGAAAAAAAAUUUCGAAAUUUCCCAGGAAACUUAAAAAAUCUUCAUAUGAUAAUUACUCACUGGAUGCUUGUGAUCGAGUUAGUCAACAUCAGUAGAUGUCGAAUAAAAUUUAAGGAAUCAACUGUUUAUGUUAUGAAUACCUCUCCGCUACUGAAAUGACACAUCUUCCUCUUGCGCUAAAUCGUUAAUGGACAAUUUUAUUUUAGAUUUUAUAUGACAUGUACGUCGUUCCAUCUUCUUGUUUUACUCGGAUCCAUCAAAAUAUAAAAUUUGGAAUUAUAAAAAUUCCAAUUUAUUAUAGAGCCACAAAACGUAGAACAGAAAGAUAAAAUUUGUUGUUAUGCAAAAAAUCUGAUAAUUGUUGCUAAGAGCAACAGUAGUUCUCGGGAAAAAAAAUUAAUUAUGGACAUGAAUUAUUUGGUGGCUGAUUAUAAUUGAAUUAAGGGCAGAGAAUAAGCAAUCUGCAAUGUUUGAACAUUCAAUGUAAAAUGAUAAUUUGGUAUUUGGAACAUAAUUAAAUAAUUUACGAUUAUUAUUACCGUA